GCCGAUUCGGGAAUGUCUGAAUGAGUCUUUCUGACUGUAACCUCAUUCAUCUCACAUCGUUGACUACGUACGCCCGGCGGGCAAGGAUAUUUCUUGCUUCUGGUAUUUUGAACAGUUUCUUUUUCUGUCAUCUCAUCUCAGGGUUAGCCUAACUUGCACCGGCCUUUAUCUCUCUUAUCUUAUUGCCACUGUGGCCUUCGUAUCCUCCCCUACUGUUGAAUCAGCUAUCUAUCGGUCAACGGUGAACGUGCCGAAUGCUCACCUUAACAAUCUGACAGUCUCAACAUCUGCGACAAUGGCCAUCUACAGUGCUGUCCCACCUCCUCCGGAGUCUCCGGCAAUGUCGGCUUCGGGAGAAGCCCACCACGCCAGUGGCAACAUUCAUCAUGGGCACCACCACACGCCUUCAAUCGCUUCAACGGCGACCCUUGACAUCGAAGCAUGGACGGUGUCCGCGCUCGAGUCGCUCAGCGUGUCUGCCGAGGCCCGCGGCACCGGCACGCCCUUCUCUAUCCCGCUGGACAACAGCAUCCCCGCACCGCGCACCACCCAAGCGCGCGUAUCCAUCGACCCGGGUCUGGGCGGCAUCGCACCCCCGCGCCGGCCUCCAUCCCGCCGUGACAGCCAGCGUCGCCGUGAGCUCGUGGCAAAGGGGAACGAGGGCAGCCGACAGCGGCGCAGGUGGGAGAACGACCGUCUGGUCCACGUGCCUGGGGCGCAGCCCCCUGAACCUAUCGACUUCCAGGUCGGUCCGACGCACGUCGUGCACGAUUACGUGCCCUACCAUGUUGCUCAGCUGUGGGACCGCGGCCUGCGCGAUCAGAUUGAGGAGGACCGCGCCAGGGUCGCCGCCCUGAAAAGGAAGCGCCAGCAGCAGAUCGACGCCGGCCUACUCUCCGCUGGGGCUGAAACUGCUGCUGUGACAGUCGGUCGCGUGCCGCGCGAGCUUCGUGCCACGGCCAAGAAGACGCCGGCCCUCAAGGGUUGGGUGCGCACGCUCGAGGAGCCCGUCCGGCAGUUCCUCGUGGAGGAGGAUGCUAGGAUCAGGGCCGCCGCUGCUGAAAAGGAGCGGAAGCGGUUGGAGAAGGAGAAGGAGGCACGCGCAGCUAGCGAGGGUGAAAGUGGACUGGAUUCUGAAGAUGAAGAAAUCGUCUUCAUUGGCCGACGCCAGGCCACACCGCAAAAGUCGAGCGGCCUGGGUUGGAAAAAGGCCCACCGCGAGACGCGCGACAAAGGGGCUAUUGACUCUGGCGUCGUCUUUGACUCGUUGGGAGAUGACGAGAGUAGUGCCUUCAAACGAUGGCUUACCCACUCCAUCUCUGACUACUAUGGCCUUUCAUCUCAUUCGGCAACCACGGGAACUCCGCCGCGGAAGGUCGUAUAUGUGGGCAUCAAGCCUGCUGGCAGUGGGCCAAAGAAAACCGCACAGCUACCACAACAGCUUCCAAGGCCGAUGUGGGAGUUGUUUUGAUAAGCGUGUGAUCAAUGGUGAAAGGUCGACAUGUAAUGGUAAGUAGGUGUUGAAUAAACGUGUGGGACGGGGGUUUUUUUUUUAUUUUUUAUUUAUUUUUUUUAUUACACGAUAAAUCUGGGGGUUUGUCAUCUAAAUGGGUAGCGGUGCUACCCCAACUGUCUCCA
Pyricularia grisea is the source of this 1638-nucleotide messenger RNA. RefSeq lists its product as uncharacterized. Lineage: Eukaryota; Fungi; Ascomycota; Sordariomycetes; Magnaporthales; Pyriculariaceae. The transcript has 2 exons. Bases 296 to 1471 code for a protein of 391 amino acids. The record is from RefSeq and is a predicted model, not a curated record.